Molecule: messenger RNA, 3966 nt
Organism: Prorocentrum cordatum
Lineage: Eukaryota; Dinophyceae; Prorocentrales; Prorocentraceae
Source: the annotation of a GenBank genome assembly
AUGCCGGCGAAGAUUAUGGUGAUCAGGGACAUCGAGCGUGACGACAUCGAGUUCAUCUCGAAGAUCCUAGGUGUGGAGGCGUCCGCCAGCAUGGACACGUUCACGCCAGAGAAGCUCGCCAAGGUGAGCCUCGUCCAGGACCAGAAGCUCAACGACGACCUCGGAAGCAUCGUCCGGUUCACAGGCCUUCUGAGCAGCCACGGGGGCUGCGUCUCGGUGCUGGUGCGCGCCUCCAACCAGAUGCUGCUGGACGAGACCGAGCGAUCCAUCCACGAUGCCCUGUGCGUGGUCCGGAGCCUCGUGAAGAAGAGAUACCUCAUUCCAGGCGGCGGAGCGCCGGAGAUGGAGGUCUCGCAGAAGCUGCUGCAGUGGGCCAGGACCAUCGGGGGCAUCGAGGCGGUCUGCAUCGAGCACUACGCGGAGGCGUUCGGGGGUUUCGGCUGGCACGCUGGCGGCGUCUUCAGCACGACGGUGUACGCGGCACCACUCGCGAGGUUGACCGUCGCGGGCUUCGCCAGCGUGAGCUGCGCAGUAGGUCGCUACACGCUGGAGGCGCGCAAGGCGUGCGGGCGGAUAAGAGCCAUGUUGAGGCGCGUAGCACAAGCGCUGAUCAAAGCCAGGGCAGGGCAGGCCGUGGCUCGAAAGUUAAAGAACGGCGGACCACCAGUGUAUUCUACUGGCCUCGCAGAUAAUGAUGGCGACGAAGAGGUCACAGUAAAUUUCGAAGACGGCGAUUUCUAUACGAUACCUGGGAUGACCCAUAAGCGUGGGAAGGACAUGAUGAGUGUGAAGCAGCAGAAGAAGGGCAAUUAUUUAUGGGAGGGCGCCAGCGGCGCGAUGGCGGAAGAAGCGCCCCCAGAAGGGAGGGCGCUGGCGGACGGCGAGGUGGCUCCCGAGGGCUCCCAGACCCAGCAGGAAUCCCAGCAUCAAGGGUUCUUGACCCUGGCCGACGUCCCACCAGAUAUGCUCGAGGAGCAUGUGAGGGCGUCGCAGAAUAUGGCGAUGGAGAUGGACGACUUCGCGAUGGCGCAGCGCAUUCAAGAAGAAGAGGAGCAAGAAAAGGAAAAAGUGGUGCUGGAGGUGGAAGACUCGCCCGAGAAGCCGAAAGAUGGCGAGGCCCCGAGUGAUGGCCACCAGCCUUCGCCUGUCGUGGCCCCGAUCGGAUGGAUUCAGGCGAAGAGAAAGGCCAACGCGCGCGAGGGCUGCUGCGGCGACGCCGCAUUCGGCAGGGACGGCGGCUCCAGUGACGACGGCGCAGAGAUCCACGACAGCACCCACGGGCAGCGCGGCCCCGAGCCCUACGGCCACGGACAGCGCAGCCCCGACCCCUGCGGCAGCUGGAAAGAGGUGCCCCAGGAGCUGGCUGGCCACGGCGGCGAGACGAACCCAGGCAUCGAACGCCCGAUCGUCGCCGACGUGCAGCCGCAGCUGGAAGGCCACGCGCCGAACGACAAGGAAUCUCUGCUGACCGAGCUGCAUCAAGAGCUGGACGCGAUGAACCAAGACGUGCUCUUCAAGGGCACUGAAGAACAAUCUAUGGAGCGCAUGAGUCAGGUCCUCACUCAGUUCUUCAACGGCGACCUGGUGGGCAAGGUGCAAAAGCUGAGGAAGGAAGAUGCGAAGGCUGCAAAAGAAAUCGAAAAGGAUGACCCGCUCCCCGAGGACGCCGCGAGGGACAAAGCCCUCUUCGAAGAAUUGGCCCUUAAUAAUUAUUAUUUCACUACGCAGACGACGGCAGGGAAUGCGAUCGGCUCGCGAUGGGCGCGGGCAAUUGCGGCGUCAGAUAAGCUGAGAAGGAAUUAUGCGAAAUGCCAGGGGUGGGCAGAAAGCCGUGACUUCCGAGCAAAGUGGUGCAAGAAGUUGCACAAAAAGCAUAAGGCGCGCUGGGAAAAGAGAAAGGAGGAAACGUUCGAGAAGACCGAGAUGAAGGACGGGAAGUACAUCUCCCUCGGCCGCAUGGCCUUCCUCGAGGGAGGCGGGUCGGCUGGCCUGAAGGCCGCGUUCAAGUACGCAACCAACGCGAUUCUGGUAGGGGGUAUGUACGUCAAGUGGGACGAGUGGACAGAGUCGGUAAAGUUCCUCUACCUUACACACAGGCUGAGGGAAUCGUUCAAGAGGGCAUGGAGCACUUUCCAGUCGUGGCAGGGCAAAGGUGAUAUUGAGGACGCGCAGUUGCCCGCCAACGAGGACGACGACGACGACGCCUCGACCAAGGUCAAGAAAGACAAGACGAAGCAAAAGACGAAGACGGGCAAAGACACUGGAGGCGGCAGGAAGAGCAAGGGCACUAAAGGCGAGAGGAAGGGCAAGGGCACUAAAGGCGGCAAUAAGGGCGCUAAAGGCAAGAAGGGCGCUAAAGGCGACAAGGGCACUAAAGGCGGCAAGAGGACUGGCAGGAACGGCACUGAAGACGGCACCAACGGUGACCAGAAGAAGAAGAUGACUUCCACGCCCCCCUGGCCCAAGGAGUUCAAGCAGGUCAAAUCUAUGUUCGACACGUGCAGCCUGCAGUACAUGAGGAUCCACGAGAAGGUAAAGAAGGACCCCCAAUGGCAGUGGGCCAAGAAGUCUGGCACGGAAGACCUGGACAAGGCCAACGCGAAGGUCGGGGAAGCAAAGUUCCAGCUGAGAGCCAAGAGAGCAACCCAGGUGCUGACGGAUCCCCUGAUCAAAUUGCAGAAAGAAUGCAAUACCAUGGAAGAUAUGACGGCCGCGAAGGACUCCGCGGUGCUCUGCCAUUAUUUUCAAAAGUGCGAGGCGCCAGGGUAUUGCUCCGUGCACUCCCUUUUGAAGGUUGCAGCGUGGCAGCUUCAGUGCCUCGUCGACGGCACCCUCCCAGACCAUGGGCACGACGGCGUGGAGAUGGGGGGUAAAAAUUUCGACCCUGGGCCCAGGAAGUUUCCGUUCAAAAGCAUGGUGAUGUAUAUCAAGGGCGACUGGUCGGAAUACCAACAUUCCAUGGGUCUAAUGCCUUGGGGGCCCAUCUACAACUGCUGCCCCCUGUGCACCGUGACCAAAGAUUUGCGGGACGUCGCGUACCCAGGGAUGGUGACCAAAGACGGCCUCGAACACAGAGAUAGAAAGCACCACGAGUAUUGCGAGGCAUGCUCACGGCGAGAACACGUUGUGAACGUUGCGAACGAUCGCAUUCGCGACGCCCUGGCCGACAUUCUCCACGACGACGGGAACGGGAAAGGAAGGGUGCUCAAAAAAGAUGUCGAUUUGCCCGCUCUGAAGCUGAAGCGAGGCGAUCGGCUCGAGCCCUCGGACGAGCUUUUAACGCCAGAGUUGGGAAACGGGAUCGGCGAGACCGACGCCCUCGCGGGAAAGAACCAGACGCCUUGGGGCAUCUACCGAAGAAACCGCGCGCCGCUGACUGACGGCGCAAGCAGGUCGCCCAAGGAUGACGCCCAGCUGACGGAAGCCGAAAGGAAGAACAACGGGGCGACCAGCUCGAAUUCGAAAGGUGAGCGGAAGAGCGCACGUGCACCAGAGGGAGAGGCGGAAGGCAAGGGCAAGCUCGGCGAGGACGAAUUGCAGGAGCUCCGCGCGCGCUUGGCCUGCGCCGAGGACGCGGCAGGCGAGGCGGAGGGCGCCGUGCGGCGGCUGGAGGCGGAGCGGGCCGCCGGUCCUCAGCAGAGUGGCGACGUGCGCAGCCUCGCGCGCUUCUUAUCGCGGCGCUUCCGCCGCCCUGGACCGACGAGUGCCAGGACCUCAGGGACCAGCUGCGCGACGUGGGCGGCGGAGCGGCGGUCGCCGUGGCCGGAGGCGGGGGCGACAGGCAGCGGCUGCAGCAGGAGUGCGAGGAGCUGCGGGCGAGGCUCGGCUCGGCGGCGCGCGCGGAGGAGGACGCGCGCCGGGCGGCGCGCCAGGCGCAGGAGGCCGAGGCGCGCCUGCGUCGCGAGGGCGACGUGCUGCGGGCGCGGGUGGAGGCGCUGCAGAGCGAGGCCGAGCGCGGGCGGGAGG